CGUAAAUGAAGCUCGACAAACCGACGUGACAUAACAAUCAAGCAGCCGAGAGGAGAAGUGCAGUCAUGUCUGUUGUGCGGUUUCUCUGUCUCAGCAGAAGAGCCGGUUCUCUGAGUCUGAACCGCGUCCGAACAGAUUGUUCUCGAGCAGCCAGUGGAGCGGUCAAGGACAAGGAGACGCUGAAGAAAUACAAGACUCCACAGGGACGAUUUGAUCAUCCUGAAGAGAAGAGUAAAGAUGCUCUGUCAAAGUUCCCUGAUGAUGUGAACCCUGUCACCAAGGAGAAGGGGGGCCCGAGGGGUCCAGAACCCACACGCUAUGGAGACUGGGAGAGAAAGGGUCGCUGUGUGGAUUUCUAGUGCGUUACUCAUGUGUAUCAUAAUUAUAUAAUGAUAUUGUUGUUGUGCACUUGAAGUGUACCUGACAUGUGUCCUUUGUUUGGUUGAAUAAAUGUAAAUACAUAGUG
Solea senegalensis (Senegalese sole) is the source of this 466-nucleotide messenger RNA. It is a transcript of the gene sdhaf4, whose product is annotated as succinate dehydrogenase complex assembly factor 4. Gene Ontology annotation, cellular component: mitochondrion. Gene Ontology annotation, biological process: mitochondrial respiratory chain complex II assembly. The transcript is spliced from 3 exons. Bases 66 to 359 code for a protein of 97 amino acids. The record is from RefSeq and is a predicted model, not a curated record. Lineage: Eukaryota; Metazoa; Chordata; Actinopteri; Pleuronectiformes; Soleidae.